CACUAAACGUGACCCUAACACAGAGCGUACUGUUCAUUCAUAAUGAGAAAGGCGGGACAGAGGUGAAACAAAAUCGAAAACUUCUUACAGCUAGAUCUUGUAACGACGACGCGUGACUGACUUAAAUUGCGAACUAUUAGAUUUUAGCAGACCGGCCUAAUUUUCAAAUUGAGAACCGCCGCCAUCGAUAAGGAAAAUAGAACAACACAAAAUUAUCAGCGGGUUUGCCGGCAAGAGAUAACCCCGUUUUGUGCAGCAAGAGCGGAAAACCAUGCCAAAAAGUGUUGAAUGAUAAGAUUUGUGCGCUGCCGUCAGAUGGAAUAGAUUAAAAGUCAUUGUGGUGGACAAGGUGGGCUGUGAGGAUUUAACUUUAAUCAUACGAACUCAUUGCUAGCGUUAUUCACUCUCCUCUUUUGAAGUCCGACAAAGUCAAUUACAUAACAGGAACGUGGCUACAAUACAGAGGAACCGCUUCAGGUUCAGUUUUCAUUUAGUUGUUUCUUGAAAUUGCACUGCUUUUACCCUGUUCUUGACAAAAUUACUUUCAAGUUAGGAGUUAUCUGUUUGUUUGUUUGUUUGUUUAUUUGCGACGGACAAAUUCAAAACUACUUACAACUUCGAGGUUUGACGACGACAGGCAGACAACAGCCAGCGCGGACAACACAUAUUGGCCUAAAUCUGCCUCUCUGUGCACGAAAAGAAAUAAGUCAGAAGAACCUUUUAGCGGCAACUCUACUUGUCGCUUGAAAUUGUUUGCACAGCUGAAGCAUUAUAGAUAACAUCAACAACGAAAUUCGAUUGAACGGAACCUUGGAAAGCUUCUUCGCGAGAGAUUUCGAGGUUCUUUAAAGCUACAGCAAGAGACUGACUAGCUGGCUAAAGUAAUAUCAUCUCAUUCUGAAGGCAUACCAAUAUCGUUAACACUCCUUCAAAAGAAGCUAAACCGGAAGAGGAACGGAAGAUGCAAGAAGCUAACAACUCAGCUGAAAUCCUCGAUCCAAAAUCGGAAUGGACUGGAGACGAACCCGAGAACAUCACGCUCGCAUCAAUACCGUUGGCUUUCCUAAUUGUCUUUACAAUUUUUGGAAACAUUCUGGUUUGUGCCGCGUUUUAUCAUUGCCGAGAUCUUCGCAAUGUAACCAAUUACUUUGUUGUUUCACUGUCUGUUGCCGACCUGUUAGUAGGGUUCGUGUGUAUGCCAUUCUGGUUCACUUACCUUAUCAAACAAUGGCCCGACCCUAUUAAGGACAAAGAACUGUACACGUUAUGGAUUUGUUUGGACAUUGUGAGCGGGACAUCUUCAAUAAUGAACUUAGUAGCUAUCAGCGUGGAUCGCUUCUUCGCCAUAACAUCUCCAUUUACUUACCAUUCGAAACUGACUAAGAACCGCGCUCGUUUAUGCAUUGUGUUUCUGUGGACCUACUCCAUUACUGUGGCCAGUUUACGGCUCAUCUCAACGCAUAGCAAAUGGUAUGCAUAUUUUGUUGCUGCUGCGAGUUAUUUUCUACCGUUGCCAGUUCUUCUCUUUUCCUAUGCCAGAAUUUUCCGUGUGGCUCAUCAACAGGCUUUAAAAAUGCCAAUUGAAACCUAUGGCCAAGAAAUGUCAGAUGUUGAACAUAAGAACGGGGAAACCGCCGACUCAGAGACUUUUGUGAAGCCUCGCGCCUCUUACAGCGUGGGACGGAGUUCUUCCACUGCGAAUCGCUUCCUUUUCCAUAAAGUGCGCCCGCGCUUAACUAGUCAGAGCUCCGUUCGCCAAAUGCGUCGUGUAUAUCAUACUGAUCUUAAAGCCGCCAAGACGCUGGCGAUUGUAAUGGGUGCUUUUCUCGCUUGCUGGUCACCCUACAUCAUCACGUUACUGAUAACAGUCUCGUGUAGGAGGUGCAUGUCUCAGGACGCGACCUUACAACUCGCUAAAGCUAUGAAGUGGCUGCAUUACUCUAAUUCAGCGGUAAAUCCGAUCAUCUACACGCUCCUUAAUCGGCACUUCCGAGCAGCUUUCCGUAGGAUUCUCUGUCGGUUCGUCUCCGAUCAAAGUUUCUCGUAUGUCAGUCGAUGGCUGUCGCACAGCACGCCAAGGACCAGCCGAAGUAGUGGAAAUAUUGUCGUUGAGUUAGGCAAAGCCAACUCUAAGACUGAGAUGGACGUUCUUGUUUGCACUGAGAUUGUGACCGUUGUUUAGAGUUAACUGAACAAGACAA
Stylophora pistillata is the source of this 2201-nucleotide messenger RNA. RefSeq names its product putative G protein-coupled receptor No18. Gene Ontology annotation, biological process: positive regulation of MAPK cascade; adenylate cyclase-activating adrenergic receptor signaling pathway. Gene Ontology annotation, molecular function: G protein-coupled receptor activity. NCBI's taxonomy places the organism in Eukaryota, Metazoa, Cnidaria, Anthozoa, Scleractinia, Pocilloporidae. The record is from RefSeq and is a predicted model, not a curated record. Gene Ontology annotation, cellular component: plasma membrane.